Branchiostoma floridae (Florida lancelet) is the source of this 1969-nucleotide messenger RNA. RefSeq names its product cytochrome P450 2J2-like. Gene Ontology annotation, molecular function: heme binding; protein binding; iron ion binding. The record is from RefSeq and is a predicted model, not a curated record. The transcript has 12 exons. The coding region runs from base 86 to 1969 and encodes 627 amino acids. Lineage: Eukaryota; Metazoa; Chordata; Leptocardii; Amphioxiformes; Branchiostomatidae. Gene Ontology annotation, cellular component: intracellular membrane-bounded organelle; cytoplasm. Gene Ontology annotation, biological process: xenobiotic metabolic process; regulation of apoptotic process.
AUUUGCGAAUCCCCCGACUCCGUACAACCGUAACGCUACACUGUCAUCUCUUCUGCUGGUUCUACUAUACAGGGUCCACAAAAACAUGUCAUCCGCACUACCAACACUCUACGACAUGGCGGACCUGUGGGCGCGGAUUCAGGCCCAAAAGGCGUCCCUCCUGCGCGACCUGGAGCCCAAACACCUGCUGAACGAGCUGCUGCAACACGGGGUUCUGGAUGACGACGAACACGAGAGGGUGAAAAGAGCUGGGGUCACCAGAAAGGACAGGACAGAGGCGCUACUGGACGUUCUAAAAGGAAAAGAAGUAGAGGAGUUAGCGGCCUUCAUGCAACUGUUGGACAGACUUUAUCCCCACCUGGCAGAACAGAUUCGAACUGCAGAAAAAGAGAAAGUGGAAAAAGUGAUCCCGACCCCAAGAAACUGUCGGUUCGAGUCGUCCACCAGGGAUUCCCUGACGGUUGCCUGGGACCAGAUAGAGGCCGUCCCAGGGGGGUCGGUGGAAGUCGCCAUCUUCGCACACGGGAACGACCAGGAGCCUGUGCAGCGGCGGGAAGUCGGCUGUGAUCAGACUGACGUCAGGAUGGGAGGGCUGGGAGCUGGGACAAAGUACGACGCUCGAGUCCGGGUCGGAGUUGGUGAGCUACGCGGAAAAGAAGUGACGAUCGAGGCCAAGACUGAGAGCUUCUGGUCAUAUGUUUCAUGGAAGCCAUUGGUUAUUGCCUGUGUUGUUCUGGUCAUUGCUAUCCUUCUGCAAAUGGCGUUGGUGAAAUCUACAGACAGAAGAUGCCUCUACCCAAAGGAUAUCAUGGACACCACAGUUCAGAACAGACCCAACUUGUUUGGUAGGGAGGAAGACAUCGCAAAUCUAACCACAGUCCUAGAAAACAAGGGACGAGUGCCCGUUCUCGGGCACCUCCUCGCCUUGGGCCGGGCGCCUCACCUACAGCUGACGGUGUGGAGGCGGCAGUACGGGGACGUCUUCACCGUCAGGAUGGGGAUGGAAGAUGUGGUGGUUCUGAACGGCUACACUGCCGUCAAGGACGCGCUCGUGGACAGGUCCGAGCUGUUCGCCUCCAGGCCGCAAAACUACCUUCUUGAUACGAUUGUCGGUUGCGGAAAAGACAUCAUGUCUGCACGCUGGGGAACUGCGGUGAAGCAGAGAAGGAGGUUUUCCAUUACCGCCUUAAAGUCUCUGGGCAUGAAGAUUGGCACUGGCAGCAUUGAAGAAAAAAUCAAAGAGGAAGCGAGCUAUCUUCGUAACAAGAUUGUAGAAUAUGAUGGACAGGCCUUCGACAUCUCAAACGACGUGAACGUUGCCGUCGCAAACAUCAUCUGCUCCAUGGUGUUCGGGAAGCGCUACGACUACGGGGACAAGACGUUCCGAGAGCUCUCGGAGUCGGUCUCGAACGUCAUAGCUGCAAUGCAGGGACAGAUCGUCACCGUCUUCCCUUUGCUUCGGUUUGUUCCUGGAGUAAACAGAUCCAGCAUGAAAGCGCUCAAACUCAACUCAAAGAUCAAGGCACUUCUGUGGGACGAGAUAGCCCACCAUCGUGAGAACCUCGAUCGCGAGAAUCCGCGAGACUUCAUCGACCUCCUCCUUCUCCAGCUGGAGCAGCAUGAAAAGGUGGACAACCUGACGGAGGAGAAUGUCAUGCACAUAACCCAUAACAUCUUCUUCGCUGGGAUGGAGACAACCACCAACACUUUGCUGUGGAGCCUCCUCUACAUGACUUUGAACCCAGGCGUACAAAAGAAGGUACAGCAGGAGCUUGAUGCCGUCAUUGGUGAGAGUCUGCCCGCCCUGUCUCACCGUCCCCAGCUGCCCUACGUGAAUGCCUGCCUACAGGAGGUCAUGAGGAUCCGCACUCUUCUUCCCUUGAACGUUCCACAUGCCACCACGCAGGAGGUCAAAGUUCAGGGGUUUGACAUCCCCAAAGGCAUUAAGGUCCAAGUACAAAUCUACUGA